AUGAAGAAAGAUGUUGAAGUGUCAGAACGAAAAGUUCGUCGCCAUCAUGGCUUGCUAAGACAGUACCAGUACAAGGAAGAAGUGACAUAUCACAAAGUUCAUCAUGGCCUGCUAAGACAGUACCAGUACAAGGAAGAAAAGACGCAUCACAAAGUUCAUCUUGGCCUGCUAAGACAGUACCAGUACAAGGAAGAAGAGACACAUCACAAAGUUCAUCAUGGCCUGCUAAGACAGUACCAGUACAAGUACCAGUACAAGGAAAAAGAGACACAUCACAAAGUUCAUCAUGGCUUGCUAAGACAGUACCAGUACAAGGAAGAAGAGACACAUCACAAAGUUCAUCAUGGCUUGCUAAGACAGUACCAGUACAAGGAAGAAGAGACAUAUCACAAAGUUCAUCAUGGCUUGCUAAGACAGUACCAGUACAAGGAAGAAGAGACAUAUCACAAAGUUCUUCAUGGCUUGCUAAGACAGUACCAGUACAAGGAAGAAGAGACACAUCACAAAGUUCAUCAUGGCUUGCUAAGACAGUACCAGUACAAGGAAGAAGAGACAUAUCACAAAGUUCAUCAUGGCUUGCUAAGACAGUACCAGUACAAGGAAGAAGAGACAUAUCACAAAGUUCAUCAUGGCUUGCUAAGACAGUACCAGUACAAGGAAGAAGAGACACAUCACAAAGUUCAUCUUGGCCUGCUAAGACAGUACCAGUACAAGGAAGAAGUGAUAUAUCACAAAGUUCAUCAUAGCUUGCUAAGACAGUACCAGUACAAGGAAGAAGAGACAUAUCACAAAGUUCAUCAUGGCCUGCUAAGACAGUACCAGUACAAGGAAGAAGAGACAUAUCACAAAGUUCAUCAUGGCCUGCUAAGACAGUACCAGUACAAGGAAGAAGACUAA
This is a messenger RNA of Biomphalaria glabrata, 897 nucleotides long. Its product is annotated as histidine-rich glycoprotein-like. NCBI's taxonomy places the organism in Eukaryota, Metazoa, Mollusca, Gastropoda, Planorbidae. The transcript has 3 exons. The coding region runs from base 1 to 897 and encodes 298 amino acids. The record is from RefSeq and is a predicted model, not a curated record.